This is a messenger RNA of Enhydra lutris kenyoni (northern sea otter), 493 nucleotides long. RefSeq names its product apolipoprotein R-like. The record is from RefSeq and is a predicted model, not a curated record. The transcript has 3 exons. NCBI's taxonomy places the organism in Eukaryota, Metazoa, Chordata, Mammalia, Carnivora, Mustelidae. Bases 75 to 389 code for a protein of 104 amino acids.
ACUGAGAAUUCUUUUCUUCGGAUUAAUUCAAGGGUCUGAGAACACUGAGCCCCAGUAUAGCACCUCUGAGACCCAUGGCCUCCAAGUUGCAGAGCAGUUUCCCAGCACUGUACGUCUUUGAGGUCUUGACUCUACUGCUGUGCCCUUCUGGCUUGUGUGAUUGCAGAAUAUUUCCGAGCAUUGCCCAUGGAUCCCAUAAAGACGUGAGUUCAUUUUUCUCCUAUACUACUGUCGUAAAAUAUGAAUGUGAUAAAGGAUAUGUUCUGGUUGGAGAGUCCAAAAUCACCUGCAGGAACUCCCACUGGUCGCUUCCAGCACCUCAAUGUAAAGCUCUGUGUCUGAAACCAGAGAUCAAAAAUGGAGAUCUGUCUGUGGAUAAGGACCAGUAGGUUGAGCCUGAGAGUGUUACUGUCCAGUGUGACGAUGGUUAUGGUGUGAUUGGCUCUCAAAAAAUCACCUGCUCAGAGAACGGCAUCUGGUUCCCAGCAGUGCC